AACAUGUCACACACUGAGCUGUCUGCAGUGGUGGACGGAUUUAGGGAACUAGAUCUUAUCUUUCAAAGUGGUUCUGAUCUGGACGUUGUAGAGAGGGGAUACGCACGGAAGUUGGUUCACGCCAUCAGUAGCCAAAAUGUAGUCAUUGAGUGUGAAGCCUUAAAAGGUCUGGGAGAUCUGUACCUGCACAAAGCAAAGAAGAACCAUGGUAAAGUAGAGAACUUCCACAAGGCUUGCUCGUUGUACACAGAACUCUUACGAUAUUACACUAGUCGUGAGGAGAAGCAAGUUGUACAACAUCGCAUAAGAUAUGCAGAGAAGUGCACGAAACUGAGCCAUUAUGAAGAGACUGCAAAAUCAUCUGCAACAAAUUCAGGCAAUACCCUAUUGGCUGUGUCAAUGACGCUUCACGAAGUGAAAACCAAGGUAAAAGGAUAUGGUACGGUCACAUUGAUUGAGGGUUAUACAGAUACGUUAGUGAAAGCGAUCGUGGAACGAAACAAACGCCUGCAAAUAGAGUCGUUGAAGAGCCUGGGAGAUGUGUACCUGGAGAAGGGAAGGGUUGGUAAGGACGAGACAGCGUUCACGGAAUCAGCUGGUCUGUACCGAGCGGCGCUGGACCGCUGUGAAGAUUCUGACGACAGAGAAACGCUACUACACCGCAUCAAGUACACGGAGAAAGUCAAGGGAAAAGAAUACAAGAAGGCAGUAAAACGUCUAGACAGGGGACUACUAUGGAACAAGAAAAUUGAAAACAGCAGUGAAGAGGCACAGAAAGUCACCGACAGUGAGUACAAGGACCACAUACAGAAGGGCUGCAAAGCCAUGCAGACAGGGGGCCUGGACACGGCAGAACGACACUUUGCAGCUGCGCUCAAGGUCGUCCAUUUGAAUGUUUCAAAUGCAGAUCAGCGCUGGAAAGAAACAGAGGCCCUGUGCAAGUUGAGCGAUGUCUACCUGAGCAGAGGUGAGCAGUCAAAAGACGGAGGUGAUUUCACCAAGGCUGCAGCGCUCAGUAACGCAGCACUGGUGAGAUCAAAGGCAGAAGACAGAGACGGCAUCGAACAGACAAUCCAGGAAAUAACACACUCAUUUGUUAAGCAUGUCCUGAGUAUCGAACAAAUGGUACCCAUUGAUGAUGUGGAAAAACACAAAGCGAUGUUAGUAGAAUGCCGGGGCUAUGUAGAAGAAGAGCUCAAAAGAAUUGAGCAACAGAUAGAUCCUUAUAGUCUUGAUGACAACGACCCAAAGAUCAGGGAAGUAGAGGAAAAACGAGUGGACGCAAACAAAGACCUGUUUGACACCAUUGUUCAUCAGCGAAGAACAUUCAUAGCUGGCCUUGUAGAUGAGUGUAUAGAGGUAAUGGGUCCCCCUCCCUGUAAGUACGCCAUGAUAGGACUAGGCUCACAAGCCAUAGGUUUGGUAACACCAUACUCCGAUCUGGAGUUUGCUAUCUUGAUAGAGAAGGAAUUAGAAACCAAUGUCGAGUAUUUUUCCAAUCUCACGCACUAUCUUCAUCUGAAAGUGAUCAAUCUUGGGGAAACCAUUCUCCCGGCCAUGGCCAUCAAGUCUCUCAAUGACUUUGAGUCAGAUAACGAGCUAGACAACUGGUUCUACGACUCAGCAACACCACGUGGUUUUUCGUUCGAUGGAGCCAUGCCACAUGCUUGUAAAACGCCACUUGGAAGAGCCUCGUCACUUAACAAUUUGGGUGCCGCCUGGAGGGACCUUGGUGAUUACAGAAAGGCCGUCAGCUAUUACGAACAGGCACUAGAGAUGAAUCAAAGUAUCUUUGGCGAGAGCGUCGCACAUCCUGACAUCGCCAAUUCACUUAACAACUUGGGUGUCACCUGGUGUGACCUUGGUAAUUACAGAAACGGCAUCAGCUCCUUUGAACAAUCACUACAGAUGAAGCACAAUAUGUAUGGUAAGGGCGUCGCACAUCCUGACAUCGCCGAGUCACUUAGCAACCUGGGUAUAGCUUGGAGUGAUCUUGGUGAUUACAGAAAGGCCGUCAACUAUCAUGAACAGUCCCUACAGAUGAGACAAAGUAUUUUUGGUAAGGGCAUCGUACAUCCCGAAAUUAUCGGGUCACUUAAUAACUUGGGUACCGUUUUGAGUCACCUUGGUGAUCACAGAAAGGCCAUCAGCUAUUUUGAACAGUCACUACAGAUGACGCGGAGUGUCUAUGGUGAAGGCAUAGCACAUCCUAAGAUAGCCUCAUCACUUAACAACCUGGGCUUUGCCUGGGGAAAACUUGGUGAUUACAGAAAGGCCAUCAGCUAUCACGAACAGUCACUACAGAUGAGGUGGAGUAUCUGUGGCGAGAGUGUUACACAUCCCGAUAUAGCCUUGUCACUAAACAACAUGGGUUCUUCCUGGGGAAACCUCGGUGAUCACAGAAAGGCCAUCAGCUACUUUGAACAGUCCCUACAGACGGAGCGGAGCAUAUAUGGUGAACGCACUGCACAUCCCGACAUCGCCCAGUCACUUCACAACUUGUAUGUUGCUUGGAGUGUGCUUGGGGAUCGCAGAAAGGCAGCCUUCUAUUAUGAUCAAUGGACACGUAUGAAGCAGAAGAUUGAUACGACGUAUGAACCUUGA
Branchiostoma belcheri (Belcher's lancelet) is the source of this 2604-nucleotide messenger RNA. RefSeq lists its product as uncharacterized. Gene Ontology annotation, molecular function: protein binding. Lineage: Eukaryota; Metazoa; Chordata; Leptocardii; Amphioxiformes; Branchiostomatidae. The coding region runs from base 4 to 2604 and encodes 866 amino acids. The transcript is spliced from 7 exons. The record is from RefSeq and is a predicted model, not a curated record.